CGUGCGUGCGUGACGCCGGGCGGCGCGAGGCGGUUUCUCCAGCGUGUGGCGCCCCCCGGCGGCAGCGAGGACUUAAUGUGACAGCGGGACCUGAGCGCCUGCCAUGGAGCCGCAGAAAGAGGCGCGAACACCCGGGGACCCCGUCGCGCGGCCGUCUGGGCCCUCGAGGUCCCAGACUCCUAACGACGAGGAGCGGCGGGAGGGCGACACAGCGCCGGCGGAGGCUUCCCUGGGCGCGGAGGCGCUGUGGGAGCUGCCGGUGGAGCCCGCCGAGCGGAGGCCCGAGUGCAGCCGCUGCAGCCGGCCUCAGAAAGUAUGUUUGUGUCCAUUUCUACCAUUGCAUCCUCUGCACAUCUCUACUCAUUUGUACAUAAUUCAGCAUCCAGCAGAGGAAAACAAAGUGUUGCGGACAGUUCCCCUAUUAACAGCAUGCCUCCCCCAGGACAAGUGUAAAGUCAAGAUUGGUCGUCGCUUCAGUGAAGAAAGAGAUCCUGAACUUUCAACUGUUUGUCGGAAGUCUGAUACAUUAAUAUUAUAUCCAGGGGCUGAAGCUGCUAAUUUGGAAGAAUUUAUAUUAGAUUCUCCUAUUUAUCCUUCCACAAUCAUCAUCAUUGAUGGUACAUGGAGCCAGGCUAAGGAUAUUUUCUAUAAGAAUUCCUUGUUCCGACUCCCCAAACAGGUGCAGUUAAAAACGAGCAUUUCUAGCCAGUAUGUAAUUCGGACGCAACCAACUAACAGGUGCCUUUCUACACUGGAAUGUGCAGCCGCAGCUCUUUCCAUUUUGGAGAAAAAUAACUACAUACAAGAGACUUUGCUUCGUCCUCUUCAAGCUUUAUGCUCUUUCCAGCUUCAGCAUGGUGCUCAAAUUCGCCUCAGCAAGGAACACCUUCUGAAAAAUGGAUUAUAUCCUAAGCCAAUGCCAAAGAACAAACGCAAACUCAGGAGAAUGGAACUGUUAAUGAACAGUGUUAAAAUUUAGUACAGUUGUUUUGUGGUGCUAGUUAUUUUGUCUUCUGCUGGCAAGACCAGGUUGAGUUUUCAGAAAAUUUAAAUCUGUGGGUUUUUGACUGCUAAAGAGUGAGAGUUGCAUACUAAACUUGCCCAGAAGAAGGAAGUAAACCAAAUAGCCAUAAAAAAGCAAACAAACACAAAAAUUUCACUGACUCCGUUAAAAGCAAGGUUUCAUAGUGUGUUUGUUUUAAAAAAUGUGCCUCUAAUACAUUUUUUCAGAUCCAUUGUUUGAAAUGUGAUUAAUUGUUGAGUGAGGUUAGAAGUUCUUUUUUUAUAAAAUAGAAAGAAAUUAUUGUACCUGAUUGCGGCAGUAUUGUUUUCAUUAAUGUGUAUACAUAGUUAGGUGUAGACCUUUAAUUGAGGGCACUUACAUCAAUAACCAAUCUUGAACAUAAACUUUAUAGUUUGUAAUAAGUAACAAAAAUAAUGAUCAUCAAGUAGUUUAGAUUGAGUUAAUUUAUUUCAUAGGAUACUAUAACAAUAUGGAAACUAAAUAUAUUCUUUAGGGACUGAAUUUGAACUCAGCUUUAUGAUUUAAGUGUUUUAUUAAUUGCCCGAAUUUUUUGGUAUUAAGGUAUAAUUGGAAUAUAAGAUUAUAUUAGUUUCAGGUGUACACCAUAAUGAUUCAGUCUUUAUAUACAUUGCAAAAUAAUCAUCACAUGAUCAGUCUAGUUAACAUCCCUCACCAUACAUAUUUACAAAAUAUUUUUCUUGUAAUGAGAACUUUUAAGAUAUACUUUCUUAGCAACUUUCCAAUAUGCAAUAUUUGCAGUUUUGCAGAAUUAUGAACUAUAGUCACCAUGUUUUAUAUUACAUCACAUGACUUAUUUAUGUUAGUUUGUUUAUUUUAGUAGUUUGUUCCUUUUGACCCCAUUCACCCAUUUGCCCACCAUUCACCCUCUGCCUCCAGCAACCACCAGUCUAUACUCUGUAUCUAUGAGCUUCUUUGUUUUUUGUUGUUUUUAAAGAUUCUGCAUAAAAAUGAUAUCAAAUGAUAUUUAUCUUUCUCUUUGUGACUCAUUUCACUGAGCGUUAAGCCUUCCAGGUUCAUCCAUGUUGUCACAAAUGGCAAGAUCUCAUUCUUUUUUUUAUGGCUGAAUAAUAAUCCAGUGUGUGUGUGUGUAUACACCACAUUUUCUUUAUUCAUCCACUGAUGGCUGUUUAGGUUAUUUCCAUAUCUUGGCUAUUGUAAAUAAUGCUGCACUGAGCUUAGAGGUGCAUCCUUUCAAGUUAGUCUUUUUGUUUUCUUUGGCUAAAUACCCAGAGAUGGAAUUACUAGCUCAUAUGAUAGUUCUAUUUUUUACUUUUUGGGGAACCUCCAUACUGUUUUCCACAGUGGCUGCACUACUUUGCAUUCCCUCCCACAGUGCAUGAGGGUUCCCUUUUCUCCACAUCUUCCGUGUCAGCCCUUGUUAUUUCUUGUCUUUUUUGACACUUAGCCAUUCUGACAAGUAUGAGGUGAUAUCUCUUUGUGGUUUUGAUUUGUAUUUCCCUGAUGAUGAGUGAUAGUGAUCAUCUUCUCAUGCACCUGUUGGCCAUCUGGAUGUCUUUAGAAAAAUGUCUAUUCAGAUCCUCUGCAUGUUUUGGGGUUUUUUUUGCCCAUUUUUUAAAUCAAAUUGUGUUUUUUUUUCUAUUGAAUUAUAUGAGUUCCUUGUAUAUUUUUGUUAUUAACCCCUUAUCUGAUAUCUGCUUUGCAAAUAUUUUCUCCCAUUCCAUAGGUUGCCUUUUCAUUUGUUGAUGGUUUCCUUUGUUGUGCAGAAGCUUUUUAGUUUGAUGUAGUCCUACUUGUUUAUUUUUACUUUUGUUGCUUGUGCUUUUGGUGUCUGAUUAAAAAAAAUCAUUGCUAAGAUUGAGGUCAAGGAACUUACCACCUUUGUUUUUUGUCUAGUUUUAUGGGUUUCACAUCUUAUAUUCAAGUUUUUAAUCUAUUUUGAAUUAAUUUUUGUGUGUGGUAUAAAAUAGUGGUCCGGGGCGCCUGGGUGGCUCAGUUGGUUAAGCGACUGCCUUCGGCUCAGGUCAUGAUCCUGGAGUCCCUGGAUCGAGUCCCGCAUCGGGCUCCCUGCUCAGCAGGGAGUCUGCUUCUCCCUCUGACCCUCCUCCCUCUCAUGCUCUCUGUCUCUCAUUCUCUCUCUCUCACAUAAAUAAAUAAAAUCUUUAAAAAAAAUAAAAAAAUAAAUAAAAUAAAAUAAAAUAAAAUAGUGGUCCAGUUUCAUUCUCUUGCUUGCGACUGUAGCUUUUCCCAACAUCAUUUAUUGAAGAGACUGUCCAUUCCCCAGUGUAUAUUCUUGGUUCCUUUGUCAUAAAUCAUAAAUCAAUUGAUCAUGCAUGUGUGUGUUUAUUUUGGGGUCCUGGUGUGUUCCAUGGGUAUAUUUAUGUGUUUUCAUGCCAAUACCAUACUGUCUUUGUAACUAUAACUUUGCAAUGUGCUUUGAAAUCAGGGAGUGUGAUGGCUCCCUCUUUGUUUUUCUUUCUCGAGUUUGCUUUGGCUCUUUGGGGUCUUUUAUGGCUCCUUAUAAAUUGCAGGAUUGUUUGUUCUUUAUCUAUGAAAAAUGCCAUUGGAAUAUUGAUAUGGAUUGCACUGAAUCUGAAGAUUGUUUGGGUAGUAGUCCAAAUUUUGAAAGAGGUGCAUGUAAUUUUGACACAGCAUGCAUUUUUAUUUGUAAGCACUCUGGGUAAGUUUAGAUUUUUCAGUAUUCAUCUAAUAGGUUUAUUGACUGUGAUAAACUAGUCGUUUUUGAAGUUUUCACAUAGAAAUAAUUGAAAUAGAAUAUAAUACAACUGUAAUCUCAAGAACAUAUUUUUAUAACUAGGGCUAUUUAAAUCUCUUUUGGUGGCAAAAUCUUUCAGAGAUUAAAUUUCCCCCACCCUCUUGGGAAAAUAUUUACGAACAUCUUAUAUAGUAUUAGAGACAUGUAUGUAAUAUAUAUUUAUAUCUAACUUAAAUCUACUGCAGUUGCAUUCACAUAUUGGCAAGAAGAGGGGAUUUUGUUUUGUUAUUUAUUUAUGACUUCUGAGUGUUCUGUAUCCAGUGUUAAGUUGUAAGGAAAAGCUAAACUUGUGAUUUAAAAGUAAGCUUGUUAUAUAUACGUGUGUAUGUGUGAUACGUGAAUGGUUAUUUCUGUUUUCAUACUUUUUUUAAUUUUUGACCUGGAUUAGACUCUUCUUAAAAGCUUUAAUCGUAGUCAUAAUUAGAAUGCUCAUGAAUGUUUGGGGAAACUAUGCAGAAAAUAUUUUAAAAUACUAAACAAAAGUUAGAUUUCUGUCUUGUUUUACUGAUUUUUUUGGAUUUAAACCCAAGUUAGCUCAUUUAUAAUCUAAGACACCUACUAUCAAAUGACUAGGUAUGAUAGAAAAGAAAUCGUAGUCAUAAUUAGAAUGCUCAUGAAUGUUUGGGGAAACUAUGCAGAAAAUAUUUUAAAAUACUAAACAAAAGUUAGAUUUCUGUCUUGUUUUACUGAUUUUUUUUUGGAUUUAAACCCAAGUUAGCUCAUUUAUAAUC
Messenger RNA from Mirounga angustirostris (Northern elephant seal), 4510 nucleotides. It is a transcript of the gene DTWD2, whose product is annotated as DTW domain containing 2. NCBI's taxonomy places the organism in Eukaryota, Metazoa, Chordata, Mammalia, Carnivora, Phocidae. The coding region runs from base 104 to 979 and encodes 291 amino acids. The record is from RefSeq and is a predicted model, not a curated record. The transcript is spliced from 6 exons.